CCUUCUAACCGAUUAAUUGUCCCAACCAAGCGAGUUGAGAAGAAAUCUGGAACUAGUAUCAUAGCUAGAUUUGGUGAUAACUCUGAUAGCACGAUUUUGAAGUUUUUGAAGUUUCUCACUAAGCUGUUGGGUCAAGCCAUCCCAUACAGCGCUGCAAUAAUCGAAGUGUGGCUCGAUGAGACCUUUGUAUAUUUUAAUUGCAGUGUGCAUUGAAAAAAACUGGCCUGACCCGCUUAAGAGCACCGAUACCAGAGGAUAAUUUUUUAGAGAUUUCAUGAAUGUGGGCCUUCCACGAGAAAUUUUCAUCAAUGAUAAGCCCGAGAGAUUUGCUUUGAUUGCUUUGGUUUAUUGGGAUGCCGUCUAUAUGAAUGUUCAUUGUGUAGUCAUUUAAGGACUGUAGAAGACCAAAGCGAUGCUCGCUACCGGUAAAUGGAUCGAGAAAAGAAUGAAUAACCAGCAGUUGCAAGUUAAAAUUAAAUGCCACCGAACUUAAACAAGUGAGCACACAAAAACUUCUAGGUGUCACAAUUGAUCAGAAACUCUCUUUUGAUGACCAUGUUGACGAACUCUGUAAAAAGCUCUGUCAACGAAUUGCCGUGCUGGGAAAGAUUAAGUGAUUUCUUCCUUUGGAACAGAGGAAAGCGGUUUACAACGCCAACAUGAUAAAGCAAACAAUGCUGUAUGCCUCUAAUGUAUGGUCCGCGUGCUCCACUGGAAAUUUGCAGAGGAUUUUUCGUCUCCAGAAGCGAAGUGCACGCAUUAUCCUUGACGGCGACACGCGAGCAAACAGUGAUGAACUGCUCAUGAGAUUGGAUUGGCUCCCCCUGCACCUUGAGGUGAAG
Porites lobata is the source of this 842-nucleotide messenger RNA. NCBI's taxonomy places the organism in Eukaryota, Metazoa, Cnidaria, Anthozoa, Scleractinia, Poritidae. The record is from the annotation of a GenBank genome assembly.